Molecule: messenger RNA, 705 nt
Organism: Asterias rubens (European starfish)
Lineage: Eukaryota; Metazoa; Echinodermata; Asteroidea; Forcipulatida; Asteriidae
Product: hyalin-like
Exons: 3
Coding region: 1-609 (202 amino acids)
Source: RefSeq, a predicted model, not a curated record
AUGAAUGAUGGCAUGGGAGGUUUUACCUGUACAUGCAAUGCUGGAUAUAUUGGAGAUGGAUUGACUUGUGUCGAUACCGAGCCUCCACAAUUUCAAGAUGGAACUUGUCCGCCAGAUUUAGAUGAAGUUGCAGAAGCUGGGAUGUCAGACAAAAUGGUGUCUUGGACUGAUCCAUCAGCUACUGAUAAUACCGGUGUUGCUCCAACUAUUGUAUGUACACCACCGUCUGGCAGUAAUUUUAUGAUUGGUACUCAAGAUGUCACAUGUACAGCUACUGAUGCAGCUGGGAAUCAGGCUACACCAAACUGCAUUUUUGAAGUCGCAAUAACAGAUACCGAGGCUCCACAAUUUCAAGAUGGAACUUGUCCGUCUGAUAUGGAUGUAGUUGCAGGAGCUGGGAUGGCAUACAGAAUGGUGUCUUGGACUGAUCCAUCAGCUACUGAUAAUAGUGGUGUUGCUCCAACUAUUGUAUGUACACCACAGUCUGGCAGUAACUUUAUGAUUGGUACUCAAGAUGUCAUAUGUACAGCUACUGAUGCUGCUGGGAAUCAGGCUACACCAAACUGCAUUUUUGAAGUCGCAGUAACAGGUUACUUAUAUUUUGUUUGACUUCGUCUUCUUUAAAGGUUAAUCAACGUCAAUACCUUCAUCAUAAUCUUCAUAAUGUUUCUAUAAUCAAUAAUAACCAUCCCGUCUUCAAAACCG